Hippocampus comes (tiger tail seahorse) is the source of this 3312-nucleotide messenger RNA. It is a transcript of the gene akna, whose product is annotated as AT-hook transcription factor. The transcript has 20 exons. Bases 556 to 3312 code for a protein of 918 amino acids. Lineage: Eukaryota; Metazoa; Chordata; Actinopteri; Syngnathiformes; Syngnathidae. The record is from RefSeq and is a predicted model, not a curated record. Gene Ontology annotation, biological process: neuroblast delamination; epithelial to mesenchymal transition; neuroblast division in subventricular zone. Gene Ontology annotation, cellular component: centrosome.
GGAGUGUACACGUGCUGGCAAAAUAUGUCAGGAGUGACUUUGUAAGACGUAAAGACUCCACCUCGUGUCUCCGUUGUCUGUACCUGUGUAGAAAUGAUCAUUUGCACUAUAAAGUAAAUCUGCUUAUUUUCUAGUUUGACGUUUCGGGCUGAGUUGAAACGAGUUGACUUGCAUGGUUUGUUGUGCCGAAUGCGUGUCAUGGUGACAUAGGGGCGGGUCUUUGCUUUCAGUUUAGUGGUGUUCAUGGCAACGGACCCUGUUGAAUUCUUGGCCAUCCUGCCCGCGAACGUUUUUAUAUUCAGGUACGAUGUUAAGUCCGUGCUCGGUUGGUCUCUCAGAUCAGCAGCAGCCAGGCGGGUCGGUAUUUCUCGACAAUUGUUGUUGAGCAAGUCUUUCUGGACUCAACCGACUCGGAUUGGUAAAGCGCUAAAUUGAGCUGCAUUCAAAGACUUCCCCGGGACAACUUGACUUCAAGCAGCUCACGGAUGGGACCGCGAGAGCAAGCCUGCAACAUUUCCUCACCUCAGAGUUGAGUCACCAAAAACCGGCAAGUGAAUGGAGACAGUCAAGAACACCAAAACGGGCGUCCUCUCUUGGACUCCUGCUCCGACGUGCGUCUCACCCGCCACCUCUGAAACGUCGGAAGAUGCGUGGGAUGAGGAGGAAGAACAAGAUGACGACUUUUACGGUCAGAUGGAUGAGAAUGGCAUCAUUGGAUUGACGCUCGUGGAUGACCCGCGGGAACAUGAUGACAAUGCAGAAUGUAACGGAACCUCAUCUCCUGGACACGCCAUCCCAGAAGGUCUUGCUGUCUGUGUGGUACCAGAUAUGCCACCUGAUGAACUCUGCUCCACCCUCGAUGAACGUCUUGAAGAUGAGGAUGUACUGUCACCCUUCUGUGAUGACGUUUGCGUCUUAAAAGAACGAGGACAUAAUCAGGCCAAGGCAAACGAGAGGGAGACACCAAAAGGACAGAAGACAGAGUAUUUCUCCCAGCGGGACUCACACUCGGACACGGCUCAGGGGGAGAGAGAUGGAACAGAAGACACUCACAGCCUCAUGAGCUGCGUGUCCAGCCUUCACCACCAAGAAAGCUCUGAAGAAGAAGAAGACCAAGAAGAUGUUCUCUCUCCUCAACCACAGAGCAGUGAGAAUUCACAGACUGGUCUUAAAAAACCCUCUCCCUCACCGGGGCCAAGGUCACAGCCCUGUCAUGAGGCUGCACUUCCACGGACCAGUUCUCACAACAAACCAAAGGAAGAUUGCCGUCACACUCCCAGGAGAGCGGACGAAUCCAGAAAAGGCUACCCAAGUCACUGGGUUCCAGAUUUGUCCAAAGUCAAGCCGAGGGUGUCUUUCCCGAAAGGGGAUUACAAGCCUCCCAAGAGCAGAUGGUCUUCCAAGAAUCCUCCCAAGUCCCUGACGCCAGAGGCCCCCGUUGUCUUUAAAUCUCCUGCUGACAUUGUCAAAGAAGUUCUGCUGAACACGACGGACGGACCUCAGCCACCAUUAGACUUGAACAAAAGAACAUCCGCCGGCACCGUGCCUCAGGAGUUCCGGUCCCACCAGAAGGCCGAUAUCCUGCUCGAUCAGCUCCAGGAGGACCAUGGCAGACUGCUGACGAAGUACGCCGAAGCGGCGAACACAAUUGAUCGGCUGCGGCUGGAAGCCAAGGUGAACCUAUACUCUGAGCAGCAAAUGCCCGCUCACGUCGUGCCACUGGGACAACACGCGGAGCCUUCAAAGUUCAUGCGGCUGGACUUUCCUCAAGCUCAGAAAGCGCAGCCCAGCGCCGUUUCUCCUCAGCCGAGUGGACCCAGCACACACAUCAGAGCUUCCUCCACCCUAUGUUUAUCUUCCUCCAUUUCAAAGAGUUUGGAGUCCCAAGGCAAUCGCAAGGUGGCAAAUGCGCUCUUCGCACAAGCCGACAAGUUCCUCCAGCAGCUCCAACAUUUUGAGGAAUUUCUGAAGAGCAAAAUGCCUUUCCAACAGGUGAAGGGACUUACACAACUUUAUCAAGGACUGGACUCUUUGGAAAAGGGCUACCUGGCAGCCAGGAAAGAACACAAAGUCCAACAGCAGCAAGGGGCAGAGCACAGCCACUUUGACCCCGAUCGGGAGCUGGAGGAGUUCAUUUACCAAUGUGGGCAGCAUAUGGAUGAGCUGAAAGAGAGGGUGGAUCGGAAUUCCCGCGCUGCUGAUUCUGCUCGCUCUCUUUCACCUGAAGCCCAAAAAUCCCCUGCAUGUGACGAUUCUCGCGCUGAGAGUCAACAUACACCUUUGUCACUUGAUUCAGUCAAGCUGACCAACAAGGAAGUUGGGCCGGGCAACCUGAAUUCUUCCCACAAGAAAAAAUGUGAUGAACAGGCCACAGACGUUGAUCAGAGUCCAACCGUGCAUCUCACACCAACUCCUGCGAGCAGGAGGAGGAAGGAGGUUCGGAAGUCCUGCAGCAGCAGUCAGUGCAGUCUGGCAGAAAUCAGCGCAUUAGAGAAGAGAAGCGCCGAUCUUCAAACGAGUCCAACCGUGCAUCUCACACCAACUCCUGCGAGCAGGAGGAGGAAGGAGGUUCGGAAGUCCUGCAGCAGCAGUCAGUGCAGUCUGGCAGAAAUCAGCGCAUUAGAGAAGAGAAGCGCCGAUCUUCAAACCGGGAUGAGGAGAGUGCUUUCUCAGCCCAUCCUGUGUCUGAAGACAUACAAAGUGAUCAGUAUGAAGAAACCCUCCCCUGUUCCUCCCCAAGCUCCUCCUGCUCCACUGUCCGUCGUCACCAUGGCGACUCUUUUAAAACGCAGAGGUCCAGUCAGUGAUUCUAGCCAGGCUUCGCAGUCCAUCAAGUCCACCACGCCAGCACACAUAGGGGAGAGUCGCAUGGCGAAGCCCCUUUCUGGAACUAAUUCCACUCAAGGCAACUGUACGCAACACAGAACCUCACAUGCCCUCAGGUGUCGAGACCACUCAAGCGACGUCGGUGGAAGCAGCAGGAAGAAAUGGUCCAUCGAUGACAAUGAGGUGGAGAAGAGACUCAAACGCCUCCAAGAUCUCCAGCUGCACACCAUUGGAGUCUCCCAACAAAGCGGCACCACCUGCUGUCUGCCCGUCAUUGUGUCCUACACCGUUGCUGUGGACAGUAGCAAAGAAGAGGAGAGGUCGCGCCCCUCGCCGUGCGUUGUUCCGGAAUGCUCUGUGGAUGAAGCCCUCCUAGCUGCGCAGAAGAUAAAAGACGUGUCAAAAAACAUGGUGCGUUCACUGACAGCAGGCAUGCGCUCUCUGGAGCGACUCUCCAAGUCCCGCUCCAAUUCCAACUCUGACUGA